This is a messenger RNA of Fundulus heteroclitus (mummichog), 1314 nucleotides long. Its product is annotated as dispanin subfamily A member 2b. The record is from RefSeq and is a predicted model, not a curated record. The transcript has 2 exons. NCBI's taxonomy places the organism in Eukaryota, Metazoa, Chordata, Actinopteri, Cyprinodontiformes, Fundulidae. The coding region runs from base 59 to 463 and encodes 134 amino acids. Gene Ontology annotation, cellular component: plasma membrane.
GCCAAUUCUUCAACGGGUUCUUUAGAGCCUCCUUCAAACUGCAGCUGAGCUGAGAACGAUGAAUCCUGGUUACCCCACUGAAGCUUACCCUGCUGAGGCUGUUGCACUGCAGGCCAGCGGUAAUGAUGGGUUCCAUGGACAGCCUGGAGGUCCUAGAGUAGUUCAGCACACCACUGUGAACAUCCUGUCAGAGCCCCAGAAAGAUCAUCUUGUUUGGUCGCUGUGCUCCUUUGUCUACGCAAACGUAUGCUGCCUUGGAUUGGCGGCUCUCGUUUUUUCUGUCAAGGCCAGAGACCAGAAGAUGGUUGGAGAUCUGGCUGGUGCCCGAAGUUACGCAUCUACUGCUCGCAGCCUCAACAUCGUGGCCAUGGUCCUGAUAUCUUUAAUAAUCUUGGGUUACAUUAUUUCAAUAAUUGUUGUAUCUGUGAAAGCAAGCCAUUAUACACGCUACGGGCCCUAUUAACUGUGAUUUUCUGUCCAACACCAUGGCCAAGUUGUUCUGGUUUUGCUCUGCUGCCAAAGUAAAACAGAAACAGUUUUAUUAGUUGAGAGGUCUGAGGCAUUAAAAAUAACUUAAUUUGUGUAAUGCUUGCUUAUACUAUAUACUAUCUGCAAAUUGAUUAACAAAAAGCUUGUUUUAUGAUUUAAAAAAACCAAUAAACAUUGUGAUCUUCAAAACACAACAAUAUUUUUCUGUGGAGAGUAUUGACUGGUUUAGUAUAUUUGCCAUCUACUAAUCAUCUAUAGAUUUCAUUUUGUUUAACACGUUUAAUACUUAAAAUGUACAAUUUUCAAACAACAAUUUUUGUACUAAGUGCAGUUUAGUUCAACUGAAAAAAGUGCAACUUAAAAUACUUUUUUUAAACUUUUUUGUUUGAAAGUGGACCAGUUGCAAUUAAAGUACAAAUUAGAACAUGCCUAGUGUGGAAUCAUCUUUUAAUCAUUUGUAAAAUAAUGUUUCACUGAACUAUAUAUGUGAUUGCAACCAAAGUGAACUAUGUAACCUUUGUAACUGAACUUAUGGAGAAGGGAAUAAGUUUCUCCUUGAAACGGAAUAUCCUACUCUGUUCUCAGUGCAGCUGCAGGUCUACAUGCUCCUUUCUCAUAAACAACCCCUUGUCAGGAAAAAAAAAAGGGAGUUGUGGGGAAGCAUCUGCAGGUCUCCUGCAGCUGACGCAUGGCGUUUAAGCAUAAAAGUAGAGCUUUGAUUGUAAAGCCCUCAGGUUGCACUGGGCUGGGGCUGUAUUGCUGUAAGUGUUGCUCUUCAAAGAUGUCUAUGUAUUUAGUUUCAAAUAUUAAAUGCUUGGUUAGUUU